CUCGGACGCCGCCGCCGCCGCCUCUUCCUCCUCCCGCGGAGACCCACCCCAAGCGUGAUCCCGCGGCGCAAUGGCUUCCUCCGCCGGACCCGCCUCCGCCUCUUCCUCGGCAGCCGGUUCCGCCCCGGCCCUCCAGCGUGGCAUCGUCAAGAUGGUCCUUUCGGGCUGUGCCAUCAUUGUCCGGGGCCAGCCCCGUGGAGGUCCGCCUCCCGAGAGGCAGAUCAACCUCAGCAACAUCCGUGCUGGGAAUCUUGCACGCCGAGCAGCUGCAGGGCAGCCUGAUGGCAAGGACACCCCAGACGAGCCUUGGGCGUUUCCAGCACGUGAGUUCCUGAGGAAGAAGCUCAUUGGCAAGGACGUUUGCUUCUCGGUGGAGUACAAGACAUCUCCCAGGCGGGAGUACGGAAUGGUGUACCUGGGCAAAGACACAACUGGGGAGAACAUUGCCGAGUCGCUUGUGGCAGAGGGGCUGGCCUGCCGCCGGGAAGGAAUCCGCGCCAACAAUCCUGAACAGAGUAGACUGGCGGAGCUGGAAGAACAGGCCAAGACUGCCAAGAAGGGAAUGUGGAGUGAAGGAACUGGGUCACACACAAUCCGAGACGUCAAGUACACCAUUGAGAACCCUCGGCACUUUGUGGACUCCGUGCACCAGAAGCCUGUGAAUGCUAUCAUUGAACACGUCCGGGACGGCAGCGUGGUCCGGGCCUUGCUCCUGCCAGACUACUACCUGGUCACCGUCAUGUUGUCCGGCAUCAAGUGCCCCACGUUCAAGCGGGAAGCGGAUGGCACGGAAACACCGGAGCCCUUUGCGGCAGAAGCCAAGUUUUACACAGAGUCGCGACUGCUGCAGAGAGACGUACAGAUUGUACUUGAGAGCUGCCAUAACCAGAACAUCCUAGGCACCAUCUUGCAUCCGAACGGGAACAUCACGGAGCUGCUGCUGAAGGAGGGUUUUGCGCGCUGCGUUGACUGGUCCAUGGCUGUCUACACCCGAGGGGCAGAGAAGCUGCGAGCUGCGGAACGGUACGCCAAAGAACACAAGCUGCGCAUCUGGAGGGAUUACGUGGCUCCCACGGCCAACCUGGAUCAGAAGGAGAAGCAGUUUCUGGCCAAGGUGAUGCAGGUGCUCAAUGCAGAUGCCAUUGUGGUGAAGCUGAACUCUGGGGACUACAAAACCAUCCACCUCUCCAGCAUCCGGCCCCCUAGACUGGAAGGUGAAGGCCCUCAGGACAGGAACCGAAAACUGCGCCCGCUCUACGACAUCCCAUACAUGUUUGAGGCCCGGGAGUUCCUGCGCAAGAAGCUGAUCGGGAAGAAGGUGAGCGUCACUGUGGACUACAUCCGGCCGGCCAGUGGGGCGACCGACACAGUUCCUGCCUUCUCGGAGCGCACCUGUGCCACAGUCACCAUCGGCGGCAUCAACAUUGCAGAAGCAUUGGUCAGCAAGGGGCUGGCCACCGUCAUUCGCUACCGCCAGGAUGAUGACCAGCGCUCCUCGCACUACGAUGAGCUGCUGGCUGCUGAGGCCCGGGCGGUAAAGAACGGCAAAGGCCUGCACAGCAAGAAGGAAGUCCCAAUCCACCGGGUGGCCGACAUCUCUGGGGACACCCAGAAAGCCAAGCAGUUCCUGCCCUUCCUGCAGCGGGCCGGCCGCUCCGAGGCUGUGGUGGAGUACGUCUUCAGUGGCUCCCGGCUGAAGCUGUACAUGCCGAAGGAGACCUGUCUGAUCACCUUCCUGCUGGCGGGCAUUGAGUGUCCCCGUGGAGCCCGAAACCUGCCAGGCCUGGUCCACGAAGGGGAACCCUUCAGCGAAGAAGCGAUGCUCUUCACCAAAGAGCUGGUGCUGCAACGAGAGGUGGACGUGGAGGUGGAGAGCAUGGACAAAGCUGGGAACUUCAUCGGGUGGCUGCACAUUGAUGGGGUCAACCUCUCAGUGGCGCUGGUGGAGCAGGGCCUCUCCAAGGUGCACUUCACAGCGGAGCGCAGCAACUACUGCAAGCCUCUGAUGGUCGCCGAGGCCGCCGCCAAGCAGAAGAAGGAAAGGGUGUGGUCCCAGUACGAAGAGCCCCCUGUGGAAGACGUGGUGACCACGGCAGAGGAGAAGGAGCGCACGGCCAACUACAAGCCCGUCUUUGUCACAGAGGUCACAGACGACCUCCACUUCUAUGUGCAGGAUGUGGAGACAGGGACACAGCUGGAGAAGCUGAUGGAGAGCAUGCGGGGCGAGAUUGCUGCCUGCCCCCCUGUGGAGGGGGCCUACACGCCACGCCGUGGGGACUUCUGCAUCGCCAAAUUUGUUGAUGGAGAAUGGUACCGGGCACGGGUGGAGAAAGCGGAGUCUGCGGGCAAGGUGCACGUCUUCUACAUCGACUAUGGCAACAAGGAGACCCUGCCCUCCACCCGCCUGGCCGCCCUACCACAGGCGUUUGGCACUCGUCUCCUGCCUGCCCAGGCCACCGAAUACCAGUUCGCCUUCAUCCAGGUGCCCCAGGAUGAGGAGGCCCGAGCAGAUGCUGUGGACAGCGCUGUGCGGGAUAUCCAUAACAUGCAGUGCCUGCUGAAUGUGGAGUACACGGGGCCCAGCUGUGCCCACGUCACACUGCAGUUUGCUGACUCCAAGGCCGAUGUGGGCCUGGGACUGGUGAAGACAGGGCUGGUCAUGGUGGAGCCACGGAAGGAGAAGCAGUUCCAGAAAGUGAUCACUGAAUACCUGAAUGCGCAGGAGGCUGCCAAGAGUGCCCGACUGAACCUGUGGCGUUACGGAGACUUCCGCGCCGACGAUGCCGACGAAUUUGGCUACAGCCGCUGAGCGACAAUCCCGCCAGCCCUCUGGGCCCCCGCCAUGCUCCCCCAUCUCCCCCUGAGCCACAGCCUCUGUCCUGCGUCUGGAGCCUGAUGCCUGCAGGGGUGGGGGAGGCACUCUGACUUCCAGGGGAGCAGACCCUGCCAAGCAGGGGAGAAGUUCUCAGACCACCCCUGCCCCACCUUGCCACCAGAAGCUACGCCUGGCCUCCUUGCGGGCCAGCGGGAAAGAUGAUUUACGUCAAGCUUUGGAAGCAAAUAAAAGUAGUGAGAAGCUGG
Messenger RNA from Candoia aspera, 3081 nucleotides. It is a transcript of the gene SND1, whose product is annotated as staphylococcal nuclease and tudor domain containing 1. The coding region runs from base 71 to 2809 and encodes 912 amino acids. Gene Ontology annotation, molecular function: RNA binding; nuclease activity. NCBI's taxonomy places the organism in Eukaryota, Metazoa, Chordata, Lepidosauria, Squamata, Candoiidae. Gene Ontology annotation, biological process: regulatory ncRNA-mediated gene silencing; mRNA catabolic process. The transcript is spliced from 24 exons. Gene Ontology annotation, cellular component: cytosol; nucleus; RISC complex. The record is from RefSeq and is a predicted model, not a curated record.